AUCACCAUCUGGAGCAUCGAAAAACCAGGAGCCUCCAAACCAAACUCGUAAGCGAAAGGAGCAUUCCGAGCUCAGCUUCAUGGCAACCAUAGCUGCUAGUGCCAGUCCAGCCAUGCAAGAAGCAGCAAAGACGCCGAGCGCAUCGCCGCCCCGCAUCAUGGCCGCCUCGACGGCCUCGCCGGCUCGUUACCGGCCUUCGCUUCUGGUCAUAUUCAGUGCCUGCCUCGUCCUGAUCGGCGCCGGCGGGCCGCUCUUGCUCCGCGUCUACUUCGUCCACGGCGGGCAACGCCUGUGGCUCUCCGCGCUGCUCCAGAUCUCCGGCUGGCCACUCCUCCUCCCGCCCCUGUGCGUCUCCCUCUUCCGCGGCCGCCGCCACGGCAUCGCCAACCUCCUCCUCCCGCUUCGCCUCGUCGGCGCGGCCGCCGUGCUUGGCAGUUUGUACGCUGUGUCGUGUUUCGUGUACGCGAUGGGGUCGCAGGCGCUGCCGCUGUCCACGUCGUCGCUGCUGCUGGCGACGCAGCUUGCCUUCACGGCCGUGUUCGCGUUCCUCUUCGUUGGGCUCCGCUUCACGCCCUUCUCAGCCAACGCCGUCAUGCUGCUCAUCAUCGGCCCGGCAGUGCUCGGUGUCGGGCCUGGGUCUGGGAAGCCGGCUGGCGAGCCAUCCAAGACGUACUGGACCGGGUUCUGCGAGGGCAUCGCUGCAGCGGCGCUCGCCGGGCUCGUGCUGCCGCUCGUUGAGGUCGCCAUGGAGCGAUACGGGCGCCGGACGGGACCCGCCGCGAGGAUACCGCCUCCCUACUCCACGGUCAUGCAGAUGUAG
Triticum aestivum (bread wheat) is the source of this 820-nucleotide messenger RNA. Its product is annotated as purine permease 3-like. Gene Ontology annotation, cellular component: membrane. Gene Ontology annotation, molecular function: purine nucleoside transmembrane transporter activity. Bases 80 to 820 code for a protein of 246 amino acids. Lineage: Eukaryota; Viridiplantae; Streptophyta; Magnoliopsida; Poales; Poaceae. The record is from RefSeq and is a predicted model, not a curated record. The transcript has a single exon.